Messenger RNA from Plectropomus leopardus (leopard coralgrouper), 1122 nucleotides. RefSeq names its product atonal bHLH transcription factor 1a (gene atoh1a). The record is from RefSeq and is a predicted model, not a curated record. Gene Ontology annotation, molecular function: E-box binding; DNA-binding transcription factor activity, RNA polymerase II-specific; protein dimerization activity. Gene Ontology annotation, cellular component: nucleus. Gene Ontology annotation, biological process: axon development; positive regulation of transcription by RNA polymerase II; sensory organ development. NCBI's taxonomy places the organism in Eukaryota, Metazoa, Chordata, Actinopteri, Perciformes, Serranidae.
AUGGAUGUCCGAAGUGUGGAAGACUGGAGCAGAGGCGCACGAGAGGUGGCGGUCCUCGACUCGCGGCUGCAGAGCCCGAAAGUGAUGGAGAGGGGAGGGGAGCAGCAGCAGCAGUUCGAGGAGUCCCGCUACGAACCUGGACUGACGCUCGUGGACAGCGGCAGUGACCCACGCGCCUGGCUGGCUCCGGUGCAGCCUUCUGGCACCUGCGCGGCACACGCCACUUCACCCGACUACCUGCGGCACUCGCCCUGUCCGAGCACCGGCUCCUACAACGAGAGUAGUUCCCCAGAGUCCACGGGCCACCCCAGCCCUCCCAGCUUCAGAAAAACUGCCAAGAGCCCCUCCUCUUCCCUCAAAGUUAGGGACUUGUGCCGUCUUCAAGGCACGGUCACCGGAUCCGAGGACGAGACAUCCACGAGACAGAGAGCCCAGUCCAGCAGACCCAUCAACGGGGUCCAGAAGCAGAGGCGCGUAGCCGCCAACGCGCGCGAGAGGAGGCGAAUGCACGGGCUAAACCACGCGUUUGAUGAACUUCGCAGCGUCAUCCCGGCGUUUGACAACGAUAAGAAGCUCUCCAAAUAUGAAACUUUACAGAUGGCGCAGAUUUACAUCAAUGCUCUGGCCGAUCUGCUCCAAGGUCCGGUCUCCUCCAGCAGUAACGACGCCUCAAACAAUAACAGCAACUCGCCAAAGUGUGACAUCAUGCUCUCACCCACUGUUGGUUUUGACGGGGCGAAGGACAGGGCUUCCCCGGCCCCUGCAACCUGUAGGACAGCGGCGGCUGUGCCCGUCUCAGGUGGCAGCUUACCUGUCCACAUCAGCGGGAUCCCUUUCCGCUCCUCCUUCGAUGAUAGUUCAUUUUCCGCCAUGGUUGAAGAAGCGAUGCGCUCGCCCUCUCCUUCACCCUCCACCCGGGCCGGCAGCUCUCUGGCGCCGGGCGGAGGCAGGAAGGAAUCUCCCCGGAGCGACGGAGAGUUUUCCCCGCACUCCCACUUCAGUGACUCGGAUGAAAUAGCGAUGGAGCUCCACUCAAGUGAAGAAGAUGACCUCUCUGAACUCAAACUACGCAGCCACCAUCAUCACACUGUUGCUUUCUGAAUUCUGAAAAACAAGAAUAAA